CCCCGCUGAUUGCUUCUCCACACGCAUACCGUCGGCAUAUUGGCGAUACACGCUUUAAAACUCUAUUCGAAAUGAAAGUACGGUUCGGAUUCCCGUGGGACAAGGCAAACGGAUGUACAAUUACGGAUAUUCUGGCUUCCCUUUUCACGAUUUCACGUACCCUAUGGGAGAUGCGACUCUGAUAUGUCUACAUGACACGAGGGGGCGUUCUCCGGCAUUGAAUGACGGCGUAUAUGUCACCGCCGAGAAUUUGCUUUUUCACCUUACCUUCGAUAUUUUCUCACUUGCAUCGCGAUGUUGCGCAGGGCGUUUCUAGGCUACAUGUUGUAAUGGAUGGUCGUGCCUUUCUUUCAACUUCAACUCACGUUUGUCGGACAGGUAACGAUGGCAUGGUGGGAACCACGACGAUGAAACCGUGGUGCGGUUUUCGAGUUUAUUGUUGGUUUCCGUGUCGGCGUCACUUUGCAUUUCUCGAUACCUUUCAUCAUUGUCCACACCUUCAGCUCGAAGGACCGUUGUCGUGUCGCAGCGGCACGCACGAAAUCCGAAUCACGAAGAGUUCGAAUUCCACGCCUCGCCUCGCUUCCCAGCGUAACUUUGCCGUCUCCUUUUCCUCACUCCCAUCGCUACCGUGGUAUUAUCCAAUGCUCCCCCACCACCACCGAGGACCGGAGCAACGCCACCGUCCCAUGCAUUGGAAUUGCAUGACCCUUGAACCAAUAUUUUGGAGCCGGAGUCGCCUCCUUCAACAGGCUUACCACUCCCUCCCCCAGAGUAAUAAUGAAUGGCCCAGACGCCCCACCUCCUCCUUGAUCUGGUGAUGAACUUUGUAAUUUAGGCGGGGUGGAAAAAAACUUGCUGGAGU
Molecule: messenger RNA, 865 nt
Organism: Westerdykella ornata
Lineage: Eukaryota; Fungi; Ascomycota; Dothideomycetes; Pleosporales; Sporormiaceae
Exons: 1
Coding region: 222-821 (199 amino acids)
Source: RefSeq, a predicted model, not a curated record